AGACCGUUUGACAGUUGCGGUUGGUUUGUUGACGUAGGAACGCGCACAUGUUGUAAAUUGUACCUUUUGCAAAAGAGAACGGUGCCGUGAACAACAUGGAGUACAUUAAUAAUGCUUCGACCGGAGCAAUUUCGUCCGGUUCCGGAGCGGUGAACAAAAUCCUGUGCUGCGAAUGUGGCGUCCCGAUCGAGCCGAAUGCCUCGAACAUGUGCGUACCGUGCCUUCGGUCGCACGUCGACAUCACGGAAAACAUUCCGAAGCAGGCGGUGAUAUUCUUCUGCCGGAACUGCGAGCGCUACCUGAACCCACCGAACGAAUGGGUCCAGUGCACGCUAGAAUCGAAGGAACUGCUCAGCCUCUGUCUGAAGCGCCUGCAGGGGCUGCGGCAGGUGAAGCUGGUCGAUGCGGGCUUCGUUUGGACGGAGCCCCAUUCGAAGCGCAUCAAGGUGAAGCUGACCGUGCACGGGGAGGUGAUGAGCGAUGUCGUUCUGCAGCAGGUGUUUGUCGUCGAGUUUACGGUCAACAAUCAGAUGUGCGACGAUUGCCACCGUACGGAGGCGAAGGACUUUUGGCGCUGUAUGGUGCAGGUCCGCCAGAAGGCGGUCAACCGGAAGACGCUGUUCUACCUCGAGCAGAUGAUACUGAAGCACAAGGCGCACGAGAACACGCUCGGCAUUAAGCCGAACACGGGUGGGUUGGACUUUUUCUACGCAACCGAUGCGCACGCCAGAAAGAUGGUCGAUUUCCUGCAAGCCGUGCUGCCGGUGAAAGUGACCAACUCGAAGAAGCUGAUUUCGCACGACAUCCACAGCAAUUCGUACAAUUACAAGUACUCGUACGCUAUCGACGUGGUGCCCGUGUCGAAGGGAAGUUUGGUGUGCUUGAGCAAGCGACUAACGCAGCAGCUGGGUCACAUUGCACCGGUUUGCUUGGUUUCCAAGGUGGCCAAUUCGAUUCACCUGAUCGAUCCACAGACGGCACAGAUGGCGGAAGUACAGAACAUGGCGUUCUGGAAGAGUCCGUUCGAAGCGAUCUGCAACCCAAAGCAGAUGGUCGAGUUUGUCGUGAUGGACGUGGAGAUCAUUCGGGAGAAUCAGCGGAAAACCUUCCCGGGCCAGGGCCCGGUAUCGCACCGUCACACGCUGGCCGACGUUUGGGUGGUGAAAUCUUCGGAGCUGGGCAUCAACGAAAAUACCAUCCACGUGAAGUCCCAUUUGGGGAAUCUGCUCAAACCGGGCGAUUACGUGCUGGGGUACGAUUUGCGCGAAGCGAACGUAAACAAUGCCGAUUACGAGAAGCUGAAUGCGGACACGGUGCCUGAUGUGCUGCUGAUCAAGAAGUCGUACGAUAAGACCGUGCGCAAGCAGUCGCGUAACUGGAAGCUGAAGCAUCUGAACGAGGAAAUUGUGGUCGAUACGGACAUCGAGAACGAGUACAACGAGUUCCUGGAGGACCUGGAGGAGGAUCCGGAACUGCGGCAGAAUGUGAACAUCUUCAAGGACAAGAACAAGCAGCAGAUACCGGUCGAUACGAACGAUAUGGACGAUCCGUCCGUACCGCGCAUCACGCUCGAGGAGAUGCUGGACGAUCUGGUGCUGGAAGACGAGGAGAUGGGCGAUGCAUCUUGAGUGGAUGGGUCCGGUGCAUUUGUUUUGCAUUCAAUAUACAAAUAAAUGUUAAUUCAACCACUAUUUCACUAUA
This is a messenger RNA of Anopheles gambiae (African malaria mosquito), 1701 nucleotides long. It is a transcript of the gene Nmd3, whose product is annotated as 60S ribosomal export protein NMD3. The record is from RefSeq and is a predicted model, not a curated record. NCBI's taxonomy places the organism in Eukaryota, Metazoa, Arthropoda, Insecta, Diptera, Culicidae. Bases 96 to 1628 code for a protein of 510 amino acids. Gene Ontology annotation, cellular component: nucleus; cytoplasm. Gene Ontology annotation, molecular function: ribosomal large subunit binding. Gene Ontology annotation, biological process: ribosomal large subunit export from nucleus. The transcript has 2 exons.